Stegastes partitus (bicolor damselfish) is the source of this 1995-nucleotide messenger RNA. Its product is annotated as cAMP-regulated phosphoprotein 19-A. The transcript is spliced from 3 exons. The record is from RefSeq and is a predicted model, not a curated record. Gene Ontology annotation, molecular function: protein phosphatase inhibitor activity. Gene Ontology annotation, cellular component: cytoplasm. Lineage: Eukaryota; Metazoa; Chordata; Actinopteri; Pomacentridae. Bases 132 to 482 code for a protein of 116 amino acids.
CGCAUGUGACGUAGUAUUUCUUGUGCGGGAGUGAGCGCUGAGCAGCUCUUGUAUGGGUAAAGUCAGAGCAGGGGAUUUGUGGAUCACUCGUCCAACUAGUGAGCGGUUGUCUUGAUUGAGAUCAUUGAGAAAUGUCGGGGGAAAACGAAGAAACACAGGCGGCCGAGGAGACAUCGGUAGACGAGAAGGAGGUGCAGGACAAGGUGAUCAGUCCUGAGAAGGCAGAGGAGGCUAAGCUGAAGGCCAGAUACCCAAAUUUAGGAAAUAAACCCGGAGGCUCUGAUCUGCUUCGCAAACGCCUGCAGAAGGGGCAAAAAUACUUUGACUCGGGUGACUACAACAUGGCUAAAGCGAAGAUAAAGAACAAACAGUUGCCGACAGCUGCACCGGAGAAGGCCGAGAUCACAGGGGACCACAUCCCCACCCCCCAGGACCUGCCCCAGAGGAAACCCUCUCUGGUGGCCAGUAAACUAGCAGGCUGAUGUGUACGCAACCUCAACGGCCCCUGCAGCACCCCUCAGCCCUAACCCUGUCCACUCAACGUCUCAGAGCUGUAACAUUACCUCUCCCACCCUUUACAUUACCACCCUGCGUCUGCCCCCCUCCACACCAGCCUGGACCCCGCCCAACUGGAACCCACACCUAGCACCCAGCGGACUGGCUAGCUGAUACCUUCAAAUCCUGUUUAUUUUUGUUUCGACCCCGUCUGCCCCUGUCUCUCCUCUCCCCCCUAUUCUUGUUUCUGUCCCUUGGUACUCCUCCCAACUGACUGCCCUUCUGUCAUUCUCCUCUUACUUUUCCCUCUCCUUUCAUAUUUUAUUUCUUUACUUCUAUGUAAGAUACACUGAAUGACAGGACAUCCGAGUGUGAGUGCGAUGAGUGGUCUGUGAUGCUUCUGUAUGACGGAUGGACAAUGCAUACGUCUGUGUUUACUGGCUGAAGAGAGGGGCGAGCAGUAGAAGCUGCACCUCGCAUGGUUGGAGAGCUUAAGUACGGUGGUCAUGAUCCCUCAGUCUGCAAGUGUGUGUGUGUGUGCGUGUGUGUGUCUAUAUAUAUACAUAUAUAUAUAUUUCUUUUUGUUUGCCACAGGGGCAGGCGUCAGCCUUUUAGAACGUUUUACAUCAGAUUUGUAUUAUUCACUGUAUGUCCUUAUUCUAAAUUAUGCUGUCAAUAUGCUUGAGUGACUGACUGAAUAUAGUAAUCCAGAGGCCAAGUUCAGUUUUGUUAACACUUUGAUUGUGUCCGUAUUAAAGGACCACACAGUAAGGGCCAGAGUGUCAUAUGGAACUGCAUGUGUGACGCAGGGCUCCCAAAGGCGAACCUCAUUGCGCUCUAUUUUAAUUCAUUAAGAUGCACUAAGCAGACAUUUAAGCAGAUGCUGAAAAGCUUGGGUGAAGCGUAAAAGCACUGGGAAGGCAGGUGGAUGAUUCAUUCAAGACGUCUAGGAACUGGGAAAUGUUCUCCUUUCGAGAGUGAAAGACGAGAGAAGGGCGUUGUUGCUUCAGACUGAACUGCAGUGUUGAAAGUUUGCGCUGUGUUCACGGUGCGCCGUUUCAUUUCGGCCUCUGAUGGCGGCGCAGUCCUCUCCCUGGGUCAGAGUUGUCAUGAAUGAAUCAUGCUCAAAGAGGGGUAGAGGGGUAUACGGGACCUGAAAGCUAAAUUCCUGUCAGUGGGGACCAGUGUUUGCGUCCUGUAUGCUGUGUGAGUAUAAAUCUGUGGUUAAAAAUAAAUUGUACUGGGAACAAAUAGUGUAAUAACUUGGGGGGAAAAGAAAUCCUUGUGUAAUCAUAAGUUGAAGUAGUUUUAUCUUAAAAUUGUCCUCGGCCCUGUGUAGUGCUUUUCCAGGGUCUUUACUGAUUGGAUGAAAUUUACCUGUGAUGGUGGUAAAUGGAAGCUAGCACUACAUCUGUCUGAGCUGUGCAUGUAUAUGGCUGCCCUGCUGUCACGUUGUGCCAUUUUGUUUUGUAAAUAAAAUAGUUUUGCACAAAUGUUUAA